AUGGAUAAAACUCACAAAAUCGCCUGUUUCGUUUCGUUGGGCUCGUUUAUUUUUAGGUGAGUGAAGGUUUUUUGGGAGCUGAAAUUAUUUGAACUUAAAUUCAAAAAUAAUCAGAGCAUGUCCAAAGCUAAAAUCCUGUGAACAAGUUAAAAUCCAGCCUAACUACACUGUAGUCUGAAUGCUAUUUUCCAGUAUCGUCUUCAUAAUCGCCUCAUGCAGUUCAGACUACUGGGUCCGUUCAGAAAUUAUCGAUACCAGAAAAUUCCGUCCAGCUGGUUUUGUACAUUCUGGAAUUUUCAGAGGUGAUCGACAAAUUGAUUAUGGUGAUGGUCUAUAUAGUUAUCGAUUUUCCAGUGAGUCUCAAUUAAAAUUAAUUUUCAUUCUUACCAUUCUUGCAGUAUUCUCGGAACUCCAAGAAGGUCACUCAUUUUUCACACGAGCUGUUUGGAUUUUUGUGUUGUUUUUUGAGGCAAUGUCGCUAAUUUGGUCAUUGAUGGGAGUGAUUACUUGCAUUUUUUCAAUAACUUCGUUGAAAGUUGAUGUUUCGGUGGCUGGGCCGAAUGGGAUUUAUUUGUGGAGUUUAUUGUCGUGUGAGUUUGUUAUCGAGCAUCAGUAGAUCACAAGCUUUAGAAUGAGUAUAAUGAAGCUCAAAAAAAUUCGAGUUUCUUAAUGGGCCUUAUCCACUUUAUUAUAAAGAGGCCUAGAAAUAAACAUAUGUUUCUAUUCCAGCUGUAUCGCAUGGCGGCGCUCUCGCUCUCUUCUAUUCCCAAUUCCAAAGUUCACUGCGAACCUCAAUGCUCUUAUCGGAACACCUCGAUCUCGGCUACACUACAUUCAAUCAAGCCUCAUUAUCCUACGCCUUUUAUAUGUCACUUUGCGCCUUGUUUUCUUUGUAUAUACCACCGCUUACAUUGGUUUUAUUUACCGAACGAAUUGUUCAAAUUGGCCGAAAAUCAACGAGCUCCUCUUUUGAUCCAACACUUAUGUUGUAUUGA
Molecule: messenger RNA, 995 nt
Organism: Caenorhabditis angaria
Lineage: Eukaryota; Metazoa; Nematoda; Chromadorea; Rhabditida; Rhabditidae
Source: the annotation of a GenBank genome assembly